This is a messenger RNA of Cydia amplana, 1895 nucleotides long. RefSeq names its product homeotic protein distal-less (gene Dll). The transcript has 8 exons. Lineage: Eukaryota; Metazoa; Arthropoda; Insecta; Lepidoptera; Tortricidae. The record is from RefSeq and is a predicted model, not a curated record. Gene Ontology annotation, biological process: regulation of transcription by RNA polymerase II. The coding region runs from base 274 to 1329 and encodes 351 amino acids. Gene Ontology annotation, molecular function: DNA-binding transcription factor activity, RNA polymerase II-specific; RNA polymerase II cis-regulatory region sequence-specific DNA binding.
GGAUUUUUAACGGUUUUUCUGUGUUCACAAACAGUGCGUUCCGGAUUUAGAGAACAUAAUUUUGUGUGACUGUGCUCUAAAAUUAUUGUGGAAAAGUGAUGCUGUGUGCCGUCUGAUUUUCGAUUUUUCCGCUAAACCAGCGGCUACCCCGGGCCCCCACAAACCCUCAAAAUUACCCGAAUCCAGUCCCCAAAACCCACCCUGAGUUUCUCAGAUCCUUUCGGGCCUCCCACGUCGUCGGACGCGGGGGGCCCUUCCACCCCGCAGCCCGCCAUGACGACCCAGGAGGCCUUAGACCACCACCACCAUUUGGGGUCUCAGACCCCUCAUGACCCGAAUUCGGCGAACUCAACACCGACGAAUGUCUCAUCAAAAUCCGCUUUUAUUGAGCUCCAGCAGCAUGGAUACGGGUUUAAGGGGGGUUAUCAGCACCCCCAUCAUUUCGGGAGUCCUGGGGGUCAGCAGAACCCGCAUGAGGCCUCAGGGUUCCCUAGUCCGCGGUCGCUGGGGUAUCCCUUCCCUCCUAUGCAUCAGAACACGUACGGGUAUCAUUUGGGGUCGUACGCGCCGCAGUGUUCGAGUCCGCCUAAAGAUGAAAAAUGCGGUCUCAGCGACGACCCCGGCCUAAGGGUGAACGGGAAAGGCAAGAAGAUGAGGAAACCACGGACUAUAUACAGCAGUUUACAACUCCAGCAGUUGAACAGACGGUUCCAGAGGACGCAGUACCUCGCGCUGCCGGAGCGGGCCGAGCUGGCCGCCAGCUUAGGCCUCACGCAGACCCAGGUGAAGAUCUGGUUCCAAAAUCGUCGAAGCAAGUACAAGAAGAUGAUGAAGGCGGCGCAGGUAGGGGCUCCGCCGCCGGGCCUAGGGCUCCCACCAGCCAGCCCGCCCACCAACAACCAACUAUUACAUGGCGGCGGCGGCAGCUCGUCCGGCUCGCAGCACUCCCCGGGCGCGUACGCAGGCGCCGCGCAGGCGCACUCACCCACACCAAGCUCCACCCCCGUCUCCGAGCUGUCCCCAGGGCUAUCCCCCACGGGGACGCCGUGGGACGUGAAGCAGCCCCCACAACCAAAUUGGGACGUUAAGCCGUCAGCAGGACGGUCGCCGGACGGAGCGUCGUGCGACGUCAAACCUCCUCAUCAGCAGUCCUGGGACCCGAGGGUCGGAUACGGCGCGCCGCCCGGCCCGUGGGAUAUGAAAGGCGCGCACGCGCACGCGCUUCACCACCAGGGGGCGCCACAGCCCCACCCCCCCUACGUACCCCAGUACUCGUGGUACCAAACCGACGCGAACCCUGGACUUUUGACGGUAUGGCCUGCAGUGUAACAGCUCUCUGGCAACAUAAGUUCACGAUAGUGAAAUUCAAAAUGGCGCCCGCUACAAAAUGGCGGACUUACCUGUCAAGUUAAAAUGACAGCUACUUAUGUCAUUUUAACGCACACGAGCUGUAAAUGUGAAUUACUUGUAUCGGCACAACCAACUCUAACUUUAAGAAAAUUAUUUAAUAAAAUCAACUAAAAAUCAUUGUAAAUUUUUAUAAUUAACUAAAAAUAAGAUGUAAUUGUUAAAAAAAGGUUAUUUGUACAUGUUAUUGGGCAAUUGUGUUUUUACUACAAUUUUGCUUUUUGGUGUUUUUAUUUAUUUUGUCUUACGUCAAAUAUAAGAAAUAAUAGUUCCUAUUAUCAAAUGCCAUUUUAUUUUGGAAAUAAAUAAAAACUUUUGCAAGUUUUUAAUGCUUUUAAAUAUCAAGCUAAUCAUUUAUUUUCGUAUUUGACGUUUGCAAAAGUUUCGAAAUUGUAGGAAAAAUACAAAAAAUGGAGAUGCGACAGAUCAUGAUGUGUCUUUAAUACAUAAUUCCAAUUUAUUUCAUUCCCUCCAAGAAUUUACCAAGA